ACCCAAUAGCAGAGGAACCUUACAAAGUAGGCUGUUCUUAUCGCAAUCUCCACCCAUCCUUUCUUUGCUUCUCCUGCUUCUUCCUACUUCUUGUUAUCGUCACCAGCAUCACCACAACAUAUAUCGUGAGAUCUUUUGUUGUCCACUGGAAUUUGUAUGCGAGAGAGCGAAGGAAGAGAAAAGGAGGGUUAAGGGACCUUUAAGGUGGAUCGACGGCAUGGGAAAAGGCCCCUUCCUCCUGAUGAGCCGGAGGAGAAGGAAGGAGAUCAGCACGUGUGGUCGCAGUACACCUCAGUGCGCGCCGACCAGGAUGCGUCGGCCAUGGUCUCUGCUCUCUCUCGCGUGAUCAGCUCGAGCUCGUCGGUCAUCGACGCCUCAGCCGGGGAGCCGACGGUGAACCAACAAGGGAUUAAACUGGAGGGCGCUGAUCCUGGGGAGAAACAAGCCAUCCAGAUCUCAGAAGAGCAAGGGAAUGUGAGAAGACACUACAGGGGGGUGAGGCAAAGGCCAUGGGGCAAAUGGGCAGCAGAAAUAAGGGAUCCCAAGAAGGCUGCACGUGUGUGGCUGGGGACCUUCGACACCGCCGAGGACGCGGCCGUCGCUUACGAUGAGGCAGCAUUGAGGUUCAAAGGCAGCAAGGCCAAGCUCAACUUCCCCCAGCGAGUCCAAGGCCGGGCGGAGCUCAGCUUCCUCGCCAGCCCGGGGAUCCCCAGAAGGCAACCACAGCCACCGACGCGGCCGCCGGCGUCUUCAUAUCCAGACUUGUUUCGAUACGCUCAGCUCCUCCAGAGUGGAGACGACAACCUGCAGAGCGUAGCCUCGGGCCUCUACGUCGGAAGCGCCUUCACGUCGGCGCCCUCUCAGGCCCCGCCAUCUUCUACGUCGGGAUCUCUACCGCAGUUCUUGGGCUUCUCGUCUCACUCGCCUUACAGUUCUUCUUCUUCUUCUUCUGGUUCAUGGGUUUAUGGAGAUCACAAGGAUAAAGACAGCAGUCGACCUCCCUGACAAUGACCAAUCUUGUGUUUGAGGGAUGGGACUUACUUGGAAAUGCUGGUCUGUUUCAUAGAAAGAUAAUACCUGUAUUCAUUGCUGAUCCUUCUCUGAUAACAUAUGGUGUGAUACAAGUGGGAAUGAAAGGGAGUUCGACCA
Messenger RNA from Musa acuminata AAA Group (dessert banana), 1149 nucleotides. RefSeq names its product ethylene-responsive transcription factor ERF113. The record is from RefSeq and is a predicted model, not a curated record. Gene Ontology annotation, molecular function: DNA-binding transcription factor activity; DNA binding. Lineage: Eukaryota; Viridiplantae; Streptophyta; Magnoliopsida; Zingiberales; Musaceae. Gene Ontology annotation, biological process: ethylene-activated signaling pathway; regulation of DNA-templated transcription. Bases 322 to 1005 code for a protein of 227 amino acids. The transcript has 2 exons.